Pararge aegeria (speckled wood butterfly) is the source of this 817-nucleotide messenger RNA. RefSeq lists its product as uncharacterized. The transcript is spliced from 3 exons. NCBI's taxonomy places the organism in Eukaryota, Metazoa, Arthropoda, Insecta, Lepidoptera, Nymphalidae. The record is from RefSeq and is a predicted model, not a curated record. The coding region runs from base 310 to 786 and encodes 158 amino acids.
UAUGAUUACAGUACUGUCGAUUUUGAAAACCAUUUAAAUGUUUAUCGAAAUAUAAAAUAACAUCUAUCACGUCCAAAACGUCAUGCAAAUUUACAAUACGCUCCGUUGUUAUUGAAUCCAAUAGAUGAAGACAACAUUAGCAAAUUUGACACAAAAACUAAAACACCAGAGAUCGAAGAUCUACCUGAAUCUGAAGUCACUACAAGCAAAUAUAACAUAGAACCAUUAUUCUAUGAACAAUAUAAAGUCGAAAGUAAUAAAAUCGAACCGGCAACAUCUUUACAGCACUUUGGUGGUCAUAAUAUUAAAAUGGUGUAUAAUAGUGAACUAAGACCUGAGACAGAAAAUAGUUAUGGCUAUGCAGAUAGGAACGCACAUAUUAACAUUAGAAGUAACAUUUUUCAGUGCUCUAACAACAUAAUAUCUAAACAACGCCAAAUAAUGACGCCUAUUCCAAGGAAUCUUCCAAAUACAGACGUUUACUUUACCCAGAAUCCAGUCAAACAUAUUAUGCAAGGACUGCAAGCAUUGGAAAGUACUAAAAUAGAACCCGUCUUGAAUCCAUAUUAUGUUAAAAUUCCAAGAGUACAUCUGAACAAUGCGCAUAGUCGUCAAAUUGCUCAUGGCCAGAAAAAGGCGCUAGAAAAUGGAAACUUGAAACGUAUCCAUUUAAAUAAACAUAAGCAUAAAUUUGUGCCUGAUAUUGAUGUUCUUUUAUAUCAAAAGAGUUUCUUGUUUCCAGAUAAAUCGUUCAUAACCAAUCGUUCAAAGCCCACAACUCUGUAAUUUGCUUAUUUUAAGAAAUGCUUUAGCUUGU